AUAAGCUCGUCUCGAUUGUUCGUCAUUUUGCACUUUUCGACGACUAGGGCUCUUAUGACGCACGUUAUUGCGUUAUUGUGACGACGCCGUAGACACAGAUGCCCGGAAACCGGUCGAGCAAUGCCAUUUUCGCGGGGAUUGCAUCACCCGUUCGUUUUCAUAUUUUUGUACGGUUCACUUUAAAGACGUGAUCUGGCCGUAUCGACGUCCUAUUUCAUUGCUUGGAGGCUUGAAGGCGAGAGCCAUUAUUUAAGGAAGAAGAAGAAGAGCUUUGCUUGUGUGUGCUACCAGUUGCGCCAGGCCGCCGACCGAUGGCGCUACCGUCGAGUGCUGCAAGCACACUGGAUGAUCUGAUCAAGUCAUUGGAGCAAAAAGAGGAUCAGAGCAACCUCAUCAAGAAGCUUCGUUACAUUCAGCAAAAGAACAAAGUUCUUUCUAAACCAUUGGAGAAACCAGCAGCUGAAAGGAUAAAAAGGGCAGUUGGUUACGAGAAGGUUAAAGAAGAAUUGCAAAAAUGGGACAGUGUAGUAACCAGAAACAGGAUAGCAGAACAAUUAUCUUUUCCAUUGAAACGUGUAGCACCAGUAAAGGAUUCUCACACUUCAAAAAUUCCUAAAUUUCUAAGUGGAUUCAGUACAAAGUCUGAUUUAAUGAAGAAGUUUGAAGAGCUGGAUUCAACAUUGCUGUAUCCUGAUGACAAAGAAGAAUUAAAGGACAAUAAGUACAAAAUGACACUGGAAGAAGUAACCUUGAAGAGAAAAGAAGCUGCCAAACUAAGGGCACAACAGUCAUAUAAAGAGGUGAAGGCGCAUCGUCAGCGUAAGAUAAAGAGCAAGAAGUUUCAUCGCAUUCAGCGGAAGGAUAAAAUCAAACAGCAGUUAAAGGAUUUUGAAAAAUUAAAAGAUAGCAAUCCAGAGGAAGCCUUGGCAAAGUUGGAACAGUUAGACAAAACUCGUGCUGAAGAGAGAAUGUCAUUAAGACAUAAAAACACGGGUCAGUGGGCUAGGAAUAAACAAAUUAAAGCCAAGUAUAAUAAGGAAACACGACAAAUACUUACUGAACAAUUGGCCAUUAGUAAAGAAUUGACACAAAAAGUUAGGAGAACAGACAGUGAUGAAUCUGAGGAAGAUGAAGAAAAUAUAGAAAAUGUGGUGGAUAAAGAAUAUGAAGAAGAUAAAGAAGAUGAGAUAUUAGUAAAUGAUAAGGAAAACAACAUAAAAACUGAAUCUGAAAUUGAAGACUUUAUUAAGCUUUGUCAGAAAUACUAUGAUAAAAAGCAGCAGAUGAAAGGAGGGAAAAUAAAAAAAGAUGAAACCAUACCUUUGAAUGAAAUCAUACUGGAAAAAGAAAAAGAGACGAGUCAUAUUGAAAAAAGUAGUACUUUACAAGUAAGCGAUACAGAAAAUGAACUUUGCGAUAAUCAGAAAAAUAGUAUUUUAAAAACUAAUACAUAUAAUACAAAGAGUGAGUUACACGGCAAUGAGGAAAGCAGUUCUUUGCGAGAAAACAAACGUAAUACAAAAAGCAAAUUAUGUGGCAAUGAAAAAAGUGAUACUUUAAAUGCAAAUAUCAGUGAUGUAAAAAACAAAUUUUGUAGCAGUGAGAAAAGCAGUACUUCAUUAGAAAAUACAAAUAACAUCAAAGAUAAAAUUCAUAAAAAAGAAAAUAAUAAAGGAAAUUGCAAAAAUAAUAACAAAUCUAAAUCACACGAUAAAAAUAAAACAAUCGAAUCCAAGAAAUUAGAGGAACAUUUAAAACGUAAAUUGAAUCCAGAAAAGGAAGACGUGAAGAAGAAAUUGAAGACAAGUGAUAAGACAGAAAAGUAUGAAGAGAAAGAGGAAGAAAAUGAAGAUUAUUUGUCAAGUCUCGAAUUUGAAGAUCCCAAACGGAAACCUAUUUUGGAUUCUCCAUUAGAGGAAACCACUUCCAGGGAAAAUGUUCAUGAGAACAGUAAUUUGACGAAAUUAAAGACAAUAGCAAAUACAAUGCAGGAACCGGCUGGCAUGAGUAACGAAAUAGAGAUAGAUCCGAAAAAAUACGUCAAUAUAAAACCUAAACACUUAAAGACGCAACUGCCAGAUGUGGCUACAGCCGGGGAUGAGGAUAGCGAACAGGAAGAGGAAACGCACAGAAUAAUGAGCGAGGCAUUUGUGGAUGAUGACGUUAUCGAAGAAUUUAGGAAGGAAAAGGAAGAGGAGAUGAAAAAGUUGCAGCCACAGAGUAUUGAUCUGAGUCUACCUGGAUGGGGAAGCUGGGGAGGACCGAAUAUCAAAAAGAGUAAAGUGGCUCGUAAGAAGAGCCGAUUUAUACUGAAUAUUCCUAAACAAAUGCCACGUAAGCCCGAAAAUCAGGGUGAUGUCAUAGUAUUCGAACAUGAGAAUGAGAAAUUGAGGAAACAUCUCGUCAAAGAGCUACCCUAUCCGUUUACCAGAGUUAAGGACUUAGAAGCGAUUAUCAGAGCUCCCAUCAGUAGGACCUUCGUCCCAAUGAACGCUCAUCUACGACUCAUUCAGCCGUCAGUAAAGACCAAACUUGGACAAGUGAUUGAACCAAUGGAUGAGAAUGAAUUGGUGAAAGAGCAACCAAUGGUAAAAAAACCGUUAAAGCAUAUCAAGGCGAAGAAUUAUAAGAAGAAGAAUAUUAUAAAGAACAAUAGCAAAAAGAAAUAUAAACCGUAUGAGAUUCGUCUCGAGAUGUCUCGAGUGCUCGAGUCAGCUCGACUCCUCGAGAAUGAGCUCACUUGA
Messenger RNA from Cyphomyrmex costatus, 2744 nucleotides. RefSeq names its product U3 small nucleolar RNA-associated protein 14 homolog B. The record is from RefSeq and is a predicted model, not a curated record. Gene Ontology annotation, biological process: rRNA processing. Bases 312 to 2744 code for a protein of 810 amino acids. NCBI's taxonomy places the organism in Eukaryota, Metazoa, Arthropoda, Insecta, Hymenoptera, Formicidae. The transcript is spliced from 6 exons. Gene Ontology annotation, cellular component: small-subunit processome; nucleolus.